UGUGUGAAUUUAAAUAAAUAAUAAUAUACUAACGUUUUCAAUACAUCUGACUAUUCAACAUUCGAAUAAAUUGUUAAAUUUGACUUAUUCUGAUAGUUUAUGUUAUAAGACCAGUAUGGAGAGCAUUCUGGAUUUCACACAAGAGUUUGACGUUGAUAAGUUAGACGCUACUGUCAGGACGUUUUACACUGGUGUUGGAGAAGAGCAAAAAAAGGCACAAACAGUGCUUACUCAGUUUCAAAAUCACCCAGAUGCCUGGUUGAAGGUUGAUGCAAUAUUAGACAAAUCUAAAUUUACUCAUACCAAGUUUAUCGCUCUUCAAAUCCUUGAAAAGCUAAUUCAACAAAAAUGGAAAAUUCUCCCUCCAGAACAACAAGCAGGAAUUCGAAGUUUCAUUGUUAAUAUUAUCGUAGCUACAUCUGACAAUGAACAAUCACUUCGAAAAGAAAAAACGUAUUUAAACAAACUUAAUUUGAUUUUAGUCCAGAUUCUUAAACAAGAAUGGCCCCAUAAUUGGCCACAAUUUAUUCCUGAAAUUGUCAGCACUGGUAGAUCUAACGUAACAAUAUGUGAAAAUAAUAUGGCUAUCUUAAAGUUGUUAAGCGAGGAAAUUUUUGACUAUUCUGCUGAACAAAUGACACAGCUCAAGACAAAGAAUUUAAAGACACAAAUGUGUCAUGAAUUUUCCAAAAUAUUCGAGCUUUGUAAUGAAGUACUAGAAAAAGCGCAUCAGCCAAGUUUAAUCAAAGCAACUUUAGAAACCCUAUUAAAAUUUUUAAACUGGAUUCCUUUAGGUUACAUUUUUGAGACAAAUAUUAUAGAAAACUUACGGAAUAGGUUUAUGGAAUCUGCAGAAUAUCGUAAUGUGACGUUGAAAUGUCUGAGUGAGAUAGGAGCAUUAAACGUAAGCCACGAAUACGACGAUAAAUUCAUAGCUUUGUUUAACAUGGUUGUUGCAGCUCUCGAAUCUAUGGUACCGGUUUCAGCAGAUUUCGCCACGAUAUACAAGAAUAGCAGUAACGAAGAACAGGAAUUUAUUCAGAAUUUGGCACUGUUCUUCACAGGCUUUUUGAGUACUCAUCUUAAGAUCAUGGAGUCUCAGCAGAACAGUCAACCUCUUUUAAAAGCCCAUUAUUAUCUCCUUAGGAUCUCACAGGUUGAAGAACGAGAAGUUUUCAAAGUUUGCCUGGAAUAUUGGACUAAAUUGGUUGCCGAAUUAUACGAAGAGAUACAAAAUUUGCCCGUCCUUGAGAUGCCUCUUCUUUCUAUUACCGGUGUAUCUUCUCCACCUUCUACGCUUGCGAACAUUCCUUUGAGAAAACAUAUGUAUAGUGAUAUCUUAACAAAUUUAAGAGUUAUUAUGAUCGAUCGCAUGGUAAAACCUGAAGAGGUGCUGGUGGUUGAGAACGAUGAAGGUGAAAUUGUUCGUGAAUUUAUGAAAGACUGUGACACGAUCACAUUAUACAAAAGCAUGCGAGAGUGUCUAGUAUAUUUAACACAUUUAGAUGUUCAAGAUUCAGAAAUAAUUAUGUCAAAUAAGUUAACAAAACAGAUCGAUGGUUCUGAAUGGUCUUGGAACAAUUUGAACAAGCUUUGUUGGGCAAUUGGAUCCAUUUCCGGUGCAAUGAAUGAAGACACGGAAAAAAGGUUUUUAGUGACAGUAAUUAAAGAACUCCUAAGUUUAUGUGAACAGAAACGCGGAAAAGACAACAAGGCUGUAGUUGCCUCGAAUAUCAUGUAUAUCGUCGGUCAAUAUCCCCGUUUUCUCAAGGCUCAUUGGAAGUUUUUGAAAACGGUUGUUAAUAAACUUUUUGAAUUCAUGCAUGAAACCCAUGAAGGUGUUCAAGAUAUGGCUUGUGAUACUUUUAUUAAAAUUGCUCAGAAAUGCCGGCGUCAAUUUAUUUCACAGCAACAAGGAGAAACUACUCCUUUCAUAGACGAGAUUAUAAGUGGCAUUGAGACAAUUACAAAGGAUUUGUCUCCACAGCAGGUUCAAACCUUUUAUGAAGCCGUGGGUUAUAUGAUUUCAGCACAGACAAAUAAAACUAUUCAAGAACGUUUAGUAAUGAAUUAUAUGGAACUUCCAAAUCAAGGAUGGGAUCGUAUUUUGGAAGAUAUUUCAAAAGAUAUAAAUGCACUUUAUGUUGCCGAAAAUACAAAAAUUCUUGGACAUGUCCUCAGAACAAAUGUAGCAGCAUGUAGUGCUGUCGGAAGUGGUUUUUCUGUGCAGAUAGCUAGAAUUUAUGUGACGUUAUUGGAAUUGUAUAAAGCGGUUAGUCAAAUUAUAUCCGACACCGUGGCAAAUGAAGGUCUCAUUGCAACAAAAACACCUCGUGUCCGUAACUUGAGAGUAAUAAAAAAAGAGACCUUAAAAUUGAUGGAAGUUUAUAUAACUAAAUCUGAAGAAACAAGCCAAAUCAUAACACAUUUAAUGCCACCGUUGUUGUCAGCGGUCCUUAUCGACUACAAUAAUAAUGUCGAACAGGCAAGAGAUGCUGAAGUUUUAAGUUCAAUGGCGACUAUUAUAGCAAAGUUAGGGCCCGGAAUCACGAAUGAAGUUCCAGCAAUUCUUAAUGCUGUAUUUGAAUGCACUUUGAAUAUGAUAAACAAAGAUUUUUCAGAAUAUCCUGAACAUCGUGUUGGCUUCUUUAAAUUGCUUCGAGCUAUCAACCAGCAUUGCUUUCCAGCGCUUUUAACUUUGCCGUCAGCACAAUUUAAACUGAUAAUGGAUAGCAUUGUUUGGGCAUUUAAACACACAAUGCGAGAUAUCGCUGAUACGGGUCUUAAUAUUUGUUUAGAAUUGAUAAAUAAUAUAAGUAUGCAAGAUCCAGCUACUGCUAACAUGUUCUAUCAGCAGUAUUUCCUUACUCUAGUGGCAGAUGUAUUGUUCGUUUUGGCAGAUACAGAUCACAAGAGCGGAUUCAAAAUGCAAUGCAGUGUUCUUCAACGAAUGUUCAACCUUGUGGAAACCGGUGCAGUACAAUCUCCAUUGUUUAACCCUGCUGAAGUUCAAGAUCCUAACAUGACGAAUCAACGAUUUUUGAGAGAAUAUGUGAUGAAUAUAUUGCACAAUGCUUUUCCUCAUUUACAAAGUAUCCAAGUUCAAUCCUUUGUAAUGGGGCUUUUUGAACUCAAUCAAGACAAUACCAAAUUUAAACUACACUUGCGUGAUUUUCUAAUCCAGCUAAAAGAAUUUGCCGGUGACAAUGCUGAUUUAUAUCUUGAAGAACGCGAAGCGGAAGCAGAACAACGAAAGAGAACUGAAAUGGAGAAUGCUUUGAAAAUCCCAGGUCUUGUAAAGCCCGCAGAUUUACCACCAAUGGAAGAUGAAGAAUAAUGAUAUUAAUUAAAUAGAAUUAUCAUGCAAAAACUUGUAAACAUAUUAUUAAAUAGUUUAAAUAUAUCUUAUUCAUUAAGCAAAUCGUAUUAAUUAUCACAUAUAUUACUCGCUUUUAUGCUUUUUUCUUUCUAUACAAAAAAA
This is a messenger RNA of Rhizophagus irregularis DAOM 181602=DAOM 197198, 3481 nucleotides long. RefSeq lists its product as uncharacterized. Gene Ontology annotation, molecular function: small GTPase binding; DNA binding; nuclear export signal receptor activity. Lineage: Eukaryota; Fungi; Glomeromycota; Glomeromycetes; Glomerales; Glomeraceae. Gene Ontology annotation, cellular component: cytoplasm; nucleus. Gene Ontology annotation, biological process: ribosomal large subunit export from nucleus; ribosomal small subunit export from nucleus; DNA topological change. The record is from RefSeq and is a predicted model, not a curated record.